AUGACAAUCUUUAUAUGCAUAAUGUAGAUGAUCAUAUUUACAGUUCUUGCCUCUAAGAAAUCAAAAUAAAAGAACUAUGAGUAUUUAAAUGAAACAGUAUUAUUUAUUGUACUUACAGUUCUAGGUAAUUAUAAAUCUAAUGAUAAAUAGUUAGCUUUAUUUCUUUCUGUAUUUUGAUCUUUAUUAUUUUGGCAUGUUUACAUCAAAGAGGAUAUCGAUUUAUUAGAUAAGAAAACAAAAAAUAAAAUGAAAACUAGUAGCAAUAACAAAUGAUGGUGAUAGUACCAUCUCAUGAGAAAUAGCAUUACAAUUAAUUCCUUUAUGAUGUUAAUCAAACAAUGGAUAUAAGCAGAUUAUCAGAUAAUUAAUUUUGA
Messenger RNA from Paramecium pentaurelia, 374 nucleotides. The record is from the annotation of a GenBank genome assembly. NCBI's taxonomy places the organism in Eukaryota, Ciliophora, Oligohymenophorea, Peniculida, Parameciidae.